Messenger RNA from Morchella importuna, 819 nucleotides. RefSeq lists its product as uncharacterized. Gene Ontology annotation, molecular function: protein-lysine N-methyltransferase activity. The transcript is spliced from 3 exons. The record is from RefSeq and is a predicted model, not a curated record. The coding region runs from base 1 to 819 and encodes 272 amino acids. Gene Ontology annotation, biological process: peptidyl-lysine dimethylation. Lineage: Eukaryota; Fungi; Ascomycota; Pezizomycetes; Pezizales; Morchellaceae.
AUGCUCACCAACAAGGUCGUUGAGCUUGAGAACAGCGGCAGCGAGACUGAGGACGUCGAUAUCUUCGAGCAGUCCAUCUUCACCAUCUUCGCCGAAGCGCGCAACCAGCACGGCGAGCCUGGCCACUAUGUCCUCUACAAGUCCGAUGUAUACGGCGACAUAAAGCUGCGCCUAUCAGACCCGGACAAGGAGAACAACAGCCUCUUUUCGCACUUUCUUUGGAAUGCGGGUGUUCAAGCUGCUGAGAUGAUCACGGAGGGCGAGUUUGAUGUCAAGGACCAAACGGUAGUUGAGAUGGGGGCGGGCGCGGGGCUGCCAAGUAUCAUAUCGGUGCUUGCAGGAGCUAAACAGACGGUAAUAUCGGACUAUCCCGCAGACGAGAUCAUUAGUAACAUCAGCCAAAACAUCGACACCAACAUCACCUCCCCACCCGACCGCCAGCGGGUGUCCGUCGCCGGCCACAUGUGGGGCGAGCUCAGCGACGAUCUGUGCACGGCGAACCCGGGCGGGUUCACACGGGUCAUUGCGGCCGACUGCUUCUGGAUGGACUGGCAGCACGAUAAUCUGAGCAAGUCGAUCGCACAUCUGCUGGCCAAAGACGGAGGGCUCUGUCUCGCAAUUGCCGGGUACCAUACCGGGAGGGCAAAGGUUGCAAACUUCUUUGACUCUGCGGAGAGGGCCGGGCUGGAGCUAGUGGGACCCAUCAGGGAGAGGAAUACGGAGGGGGUGGAGAGGGAGUGGGUUAGGGAUAGAGGGUUUGAGGACCCAGUGGAGAGGAAGCAGUGGUUGGCGAUUGGGGUGUUCAGACAUAAGUUGUGA